UUUCUCUCAGACCCGGAAUGUAAGGCCUGGGGUCGCCGCUACCCUGCUGCCCGCCCGGCUCGCUCCGGGCCCCCCGCGUCCGCCGCCGCCGCCGUCGCCGCCGCCCGGCCGCCCGUCCCCGGAGAGGCCCGGGGGGCCGUGCCCUCGUGCCGUGUGCCCGCGUGGCCGCCGCCGCCGCCGCCGCCCCGCCGAAUCCUCCGGGGCCGCCGACGAGUUCGCUACGGAGGGAGGCGGGGGCCUUCGGGAGGAGGCGGCGGAGGAGGCGGAGGAGGAGGCAAGGAAGAUGGCGGCCGUGGAGCUCGAGUGGAUCCCCGAGACGCUCUACAACACCGCCAUCUCGGCGGUGGUGGACAACUACAUCCGCUCCCGCCGAGACAUCCGCUCUCUGCCCGAGAACAUCCAGUUCGACGUGUACUAUAAGCUUUACCAGCAGGGACGCUUAUGUCAACUGGGCAGUGAAUUUUGUGAAUUGGAAGUUUUUGCUAAAGUAUUGAGAGCUUUGGAUAAAAGACACUUGCUUCAUCAUUGUUUCCAGGCUUUGAUGGAUCAUGGUGUGAAAGUUGCUUCAGUCUUGGCAUACUCAUUCAGUAGACGGUGCUCUUAUAUAGCAGAAUCAGAUGCUGCUGUAAAGGAAAAAGCCAUUCAGGUUGGCUUUGUUUUAGGUGGUUUUCUUUCAGAUGCGGGCUGGUAUAGUGAUGCUGAGAAAGUGUUUCUGUCCUGCCUUCAGUUGUGUACUCUGCAUGAUGAGAUGCUUCACUGGUUUCGUGCAGUGGAGUGUUGUGUAAGGUUGCUUCAUGUACGAAAUGGAAAUUGCAAGUACCAUUUGGGUGAAGAAACAUUUAAGUUAGCUCAGACAUACAUGGACAAACUCUCAGAACAUGGUCAGCAAGCAAACAAAGCUGCACUCUAUGGAGAACUCUGUGCACUUCUGUUUGCAAAAAGUCACUAUGAUGAGGCAUAUAAAUGGUGCAUUGAAGCAAUGAAAGAAAUAACAGCAGGUUUACCAGUUAAAGUUGUGGUGGAUGUUUUAAGACAAGCUUCUAAGGCUUGUGUUGUAAAACGUGAAUUUAAGAAGGCAGAACAAUUAAUUAAACAUGCUGUGUAUUUGGCAAGGGAUCAUUUUGGAUCUAAGCACCCAAAAUACUCAGAUACACUGCUAGAUUAUGGGUUCUACUUACUCAAUGUAGAUAACAUCUGCCAGUCUGUUGCAAUUUAUCAGGCAGCCCUUGACAUUCGGCAGUCAGUAUUUGGUGGCAAAAAUAUCCAUGUAGCAACAGCUCAUGAAGACUUGGCUUAUUCUUCUUACGUUCAUCAGUACAGCUCUGGGAAAUUUGACAAUGCACUAUUUCAUGCAGAAAGAGCUAUUGGUAUCAUUACUCACAUCCUACCGGAAGAUCAUCUUCUUUUGGCUUCUUCAAAGAGGGUGAAAGCACUUAUUUUAGAGGAGAUUGCAAUUGACUGUCAUAAUAAAGAAACUGAACAGAGGCUGCUUCAAGAAGCUCAUGAUUUGCACCUGUCUUCACUCCAACUAGCUAAAAAGGCUUUUGGGGAAUUUAAUGUACAGACUGCAAAACACUAUGGAAACCUUGGAAGACUUUAUCAGUCAAUGAGAAAAUUUAAGGAAGCUGAAGAAAUGCACAUCAAAGCAAUUCAGAUUAAAGAGCAACUUCUUGGUCAAGAAGAUUAUGAAGUAGCCCUUUCAGUAGGACAUCUGGCUUCUUUAUAUAAUUAUGAUAUGAAUCAGUAUGAAAAUGCUGAAAAACUUUAUUUGCGAUCUAUAGCAAUCGGGAAGAAACUUUUUGGUGAAGGCUACAGUGGACUAGAAUAUGAUUAUCGAGGUCUCAUUAAACUUUACAACUCUAUUGGAAAUUACGAGAAAGUGUUUGAAUAUCACAAUGUUCUGUCUAACUGGAACCGGUUGCGAGAUCGGCAGUAUUCAGUGACCGAUGCUCUUGAAGAUGUCAACACCAGCCCCCAAUCCACUGAGGAAGUGGUGCAGUCCUUCCUGAUUUCUCAGAAUGUUGAGGGACCGAGCUGCUGAGGAAGACCUCAGCUAACUAAUUUACCUUUUCCCAGAUUCCAGGGAAUUCAUACUGUGAAAUCAAAACCAUGUUGUUUUUUUGGGGCUGGAAUUUGCAUUGAAACACUGGUCCAGUCCAUUGGCCCUAUUUGGGUGAUCCCUAACUUGCAGAGUAUCCGUAGGAAUAAGCAUAUAUUCAGUUAUAUUCAGCAUGUAUCGCAUGUAUAAGUAGUCUGGCCCAUAUUUUCAACCUAGUAGAACAAACAACAGGAAAUCCUUUUUUUUUUCUUUUUAAAAAGUAAUUCAUUUUGCAGAAAGCCUGAAAGAAAAGAAUCCCUAAAUAAAACUAUUUAAGAGUUUAAAA
This is a messenger RNA of Sorex fumeus (smoky shrew), 2384 nucleotides long. It is a transcript of the gene APPBP2, whose product is annotated as amyloid beta precursor protein binding protein 2. The record is from RefSeq and is a predicted model, not a curated record. Lineage: Eukaryota; Metazoa; Chordata; Mammalia; Eulipotyphla; Soricidae. Gene Ontology annotation, biological process: intracellular protein transport. Bases 284 to 2041 code for a protein of 585 amino acids. Gene Ontology annotation, molecular function: protein binding. The transcript is spliced from 13 exons.